AACUUCGAACCAACGACAAGAUCAGGUAAAAAAUACCAUCUACUGUCCGGCCAGACAAUGUAAAGAACGAUAAAGAUGGUGGUGGUAACUGUGAAAAAGGUAGUGGGAGCACUAAGUGCCUUUAAUUUCGUUGCUCUCUCAGAGCCAGUCUCCACUCUCUCUUCGCACAGAACGAUUUCUUACUUGCUAGCAGGAUGCGCAAGUACAGUACAGCGUCGUGCAUUGUCUUACUUUGUCUACUAUGCAUCACACAUGGAAAUCCUGAUUUCCAGAAAUCCUGGUCCCCAAAAAAUGCAAAGCAAAAGUCUGAUGAAUUUGAUGUCCUCAUAUUUACUCAGCGAUGGCCAUUGACAGUUUGUUUCCAGUGGAAAAACAGUUCCGAAAAACAUAGUUGCUUGUUACCUAAACGCGAUGAAUGGACCAUCCACGGAAUUUGGCCUACAAGAUUUAACACAAUCGGCCCUCAAUUUUGUGACAAAUCAUUAAAAUUUAAUCCAAGCCUGCUAGCACCUAUAGAAAAUGAAUUAAAAGAAAACUGGAUCGAUAUCCACAAAGGAAUGAAUCCCUAUUCGUUCUGGAAGCACGAAUGGGAAAAACAUGGCACUUGUGCAAUUAAAAUAAAAGCUUUAAACAAUGAAUUUAACUAUUUUCAAGAAGGUCUGAAAUUACUUGAUACGUACAAUAUGAUAGACGUACUUGCGAAAGCAAAUAUUGUGCCAGGUAACAAAUAUAUGGUACAACAAAUGCUCAUGGGACUUCAAAGGGUACUGGGCAAAAGGGGACAAAUAACGUGUAUCGUUGAUAAGAAUGGUGAAUCGUAUGUGACCGAGAUAAGAAUUUGUUUUGACAAGACAUUACAAUUGGUAGACUGUGAUGGCAUAUCCAGUUUCCCUACAAAUUGUAAUAGAACCAAAGAGAUAAUAUAUCCUAGUCGUGUGCCACAUUAUUAUGUCACACAAACAUAACGGUCAUUACUGGCUACAUCAUUCCACCUUCUUUUGAACGAUUACGACUGCUGAGGGUACUAGGCCUGCAAAUAAAACAAGAAUAUAUUUUGUGCCAUCUUCUUUAUGAAAAAUUCUUUGUAUGUUAAAUAUUAUAACUAUUGUAUAACUAUUCAGUUUUAUAAUUAUAAUAUUAUCAAACGUAAUCGAACGAAGGAUAACGACCACUAACGAGCAAAUUAAUAAACAUUAUUUGGCAUGUUAUAAUAAACAUUGUUAGCACGUAUAUAUCAUACUAAAUUACAAUUUCUUUACACAGAAUUGAAACACUGCAAAUUUUCUGUUAAGAACAAAAACCGCAGAAGCCACAUUAAUCAUAAAAUUACGUGAUGUAUUUUAAGAAUCGUAAAGUUUGAUUGACAAAUAAAAAUUGUUUUUCUUGAAUAGUUAAUAAACUUAGUUGAUUAAUUAAGUUUAUAGUUGAUAAAAAACUUCAACACGAUCAAAACUGAAAUUAUGUCAUCUAUUUUUCGAUCAAAGUGAGAAAGUUGAGUUCAAUUAUUAAAUGAGAGCCGAGAUUGAUGUCAAUAAUAUUGAUUGAUAAAAUCUUUUUUAUUUGUCGAACGGAAAAUAUAGUAAGAUGUAUGAAAUGUACAAUACAAUGUAAAGAAAAAAAAAAACGUUGCUGGUCUAUCCUUUUUUGGCAAAAUCUGAUAAAGAAUUUAAUGAUAUUAUCAUAUUACAACUGCACAAUUAAUUAAUAAACCCCUUGCACCAAUAAAUAAUACGAUUAUUGUGAAUUACAUGUGUGCAUAUAUAUAUAUAUAUAUAUAUAUAUGUGUGUGUGUGUGUGUGUGUGUGUGUGUGUGUGUGCAUGUGUGUGUUUGUAUGAUACAAUAUUGUACAUAUAUAUGUAACAAUAAAUUAUACAACAUACCUAACACAUCCAAUGGCGUAUCGUAAUCUUCAUCUGUAAAUAUCUUCUUGGGAAAUGUUGUCAUUAGCUGGAAGGGACCGUUACCGUCUGUCCUAUUCAUUUCAAUAAACAGUCUCACCGCGGAUAAUUGCUCUUUGCUUCCAAAGCUUUGUGUCAAAGUCUGUCCAUUGGUAAGCCUAAGCUAAAAUGUAACCAUUUGACAAAUACAUAAUCUACAUAUUUUUAUA
Messenger RNA from Solenopsis invicta (red fire ant), 2108 nucleotides. Its product is annotated as ribonuclease Oy. Gene Ontology annotation, cellular component: extracellular region. Bases 195 to 965 code for a protein of 256 amino acids. Gene Ontology annotation, biological process: RNA catabolic process. NCBI's taxonomy places the organism in Eukaryota, Metazoa, Arthropoda, Insecta, Hymenoptera, Formicidae. Gene Ontology annotation, molecular function: RNA binding; ribonuclease T2 activity. The transcript is spliced from 4 exons. The record is from RefSeq and is a predicted model, not a curated record.